AUGAAGAAAAACAACAAUAGAACAAGCUAGCAAAUUCUGGAGGAAAAAUUGGUCUUUGAAGAUCUGGCAGGUAUAGAGGGGAUCAUCAAGUAUUUUGGAAUGGUCAAUUAAUCUCAAAAUUCGGAUGAUAGAAAAGCAGCUACAGUUCCAUCCUUAUAUUUGGAAUAUUGCUAAUAUGGAAGUUUACAGUAGUUGUAGAUGUACACUAUCCCAUUCACUGAAACAUUAGCAUUUGUAGUAAUGAGAUAACUGCUUUUUACGAUAUAAGAAAUUCACAAAAGAGGCUAUGUUCAUCUUGAUUUGAAGGAGGCCAACAUUCUCUUGAACUUUAAGAAGGAGAAUCAAACAUCUCCUUUAAAUGCGCUCUUACCAAUAGCAUUUAAGAUAUCUGAUUUAGGCAUCUCAAAAAAGAUUGAGGUAAUAAGAUAAGGGAAGGUUAAUUGCAAGUCAGGCACGAUAAAAUAUAUGAGUCCUGAACAGCAUAACUCUCCAAAUAGAAAGUUUUUAUAACCUGAAAAAAUUGAUAUUUUUGCACUAGGGGUGAUACUUUUCAAUCUAGUCUUCAAAAAACUGCCUUUUGCGACAAAUAGCGGCAAAGACCCGCAAUAUUAAGAGAAGCCCAAGACAUUUGUGAAAGAAUUUAUGGAAGAUUACACGAAGAAUACAUACAAAGUAUAAAUUUCAGCUUCACUAUCUGACUUGCUUUAAAGAAUGUUGAGUUUGAAUCCAAAGGACAGGCCUGGAAUUGAUUAAAUUUAACAAUCCAAUUUUUUUCAAGAGCAAACUAGAAUGCUCUUGAAUGAUAGAGAAAAAGCAUUGCAAACAAAGUAGCAACUUUUCAACAAACUGUAAUAUGUAGUUAAUUUAACUAAAAUCAGAAUACCUUUGAAGCCGAAGUAAGAGGUAAAGCCAAAUAUUUCGGUUUCAAUCUCAACUGCAGCCAACUCUCUACCGUUGGAUCUAUAAUAAUCAAAUAUCAACGUCAAAAAUAAUGACUAAACUUCGUUAAAGCAAUGUCCAGUUUUAAUGGAAUAAAAAAUCUCAGAAGUACCUAGGAGCUAGGACUAGACUUAUACAUAAUUAGAGAUUAAACAAGUGUUUGUAUAGCAGAAUCUUAACAAGAACGAUGAUGUACUUAUGGAUGAUAAUUCUAACUAUUAAGAUAUAUGCCUUAGCGAGAAAACAGUUCUCAGAGUGAAUAGUAGCUAGCCUUAGGAUAAUUAACCAGCAAAAGGAUUAAAGAAUAUGAUUGUUAAUGCCUUCAGCAUUGUCGAAUUAAAUACUAAAAUCUCAACAUUAAAAUUCUAAAUGACUCAAUCUAACAUUAAACGAGGGAUUGUCCUAGCUAACAGAACACCAAUAAUAGCAUCACUAUGA
Stylonychia lemnae is the source of this 1377-nucleotide messenger RNA. The record is from the annotation of a GenBank genome assembly. Lineage: Eukaryota; Ciliophora; Spirotrichea; Sporadotrichida; Oxytrichidae.